Molecule: messenger RNA, 1515 nt
Organism: Chironomus riparius
Lineage: Eukaryota; Metazoa; Arthropoda; Insecta; Diptera; Chironomidae
Source: the annotation of a GenBank genome assembly
UUCUAUUUUUUCCCACUAUAAAUUUAGUUCCUUCUUUUCGUUCAGCUUAUUAAGCAGGUGAAUCUCAAACAGUUGAGAAAUAUUUUCUAGAAAUUUUCCUGCAUCGAAAUUUGAGGAAAAAUGGCAAAAUCACCAACAAUUACUCUCAAUAAUGGCAAAUUGAUGCCAAUUCUUGGACUUGGUACGUGGAAUUCACCAGCUGGAGAAGUCGCACAAGCAGUUAAAGAUGCUAUUGAUGCUGGCUAUCGUCACAUUGACUGUGCUUAUGUCUAUGAAAAUGAGCAUGAAGUUGGUCAAGCCAUCACUGCUAAAAUUGCUGAAGGAGUUGUAAAGCGUGAGGAUUUGUUCAUUACAUCCAAAUUAUGGAAUACUUUCCAUGAUCCAAAGGAAGUUCGUGGUGCUUUUGAAAUUACAUUGAAACGUCUUAAUUUGGACUACCUUGAUCUAUAUCUUAUCCAUUGGCCAAUGGGAUAUGUCAAGUCCGAUGAAUUAUUCCCAAAGAAUGAAGCUGGUCAGCAUUUACAUACAAACUUUGAUUUACUUGACACUUAUCGUGCAAUGGAGGAACUUGUUGAUGCUGGAUUAACAAAGAGCAUUGGAGUCUCCAAUUUCAAUAUCAGAUUAGUGACUAAAAUUGUUGAUAAUUCAAGAAUCAAGCCAGUCGUCAACCAAUUUGAAUGCCAUCCAUAUUUGUUGAAUAAAAAAUUGCGAGAACAUUGCAAGAGUAAAAAUUUGGUAGUCACAGCUUACUCACCUUUGGGAUCACCAGGACGUCCAUAUGCAACAGCCGAAGAUCGCAACAUUUUACACGAGCCAAAAUUGAAAGCAAUCGCUGAAAAGUAUAAUAAAUCACCAGCACAGAUUUUAAUCCGUCUCCAAAUUCAGUUCGGCAAUGUCGUUAUUCCCAAAUCUGUUACAAAGGAACGAAUCAUCAGUAACAUUGAUGUCUUUGAUUUUGAAUUAACUGACGAGGACAUUAAGGAUUUGGAAAGCUUUGGAUAUACACAACGUGCCUGUGUUCUCGAAAUUGACGGAAGUCAUCCAGACUAUCCAUUCCAUGAAGACUAAAAAAAUCUUUUAUUCAUGUCAGUGAAAUUUAUUUUUGUGUACUUACCAAAAAAAUUUGAGCCUUAGGGGCUGUUCACUUAUUACGUAACGAGAAAAAAUGACUUCUUAGAAACCCCCCCCCCCCCUCGUAAAAAAAUUUGUAUGAAAAAAAAAAUUUCCUUGUUUGAAUCGUAACAAAACCUCCCCUUAAAAGCGUUACGUAAUAAGUGAAUGGCCCCUUAUUCAAUCGAAAUUGCAAAUAAAAAUGUCCUUUUAUUCCAAAACAAUCUUUGUUGUACCUUUAUGUGCCAUCUACUCUUUUUGGUCAGUCAAUUUAAGAUUUCAUUGAUGUUCGUAUUUCAUUCAAUUCUAUUUACUGUAAAAUUAGUGAAUAGCCAAGCUUUUUGCGACUUAUCAGUGAUGAUCUGGUGACACACUGCAGUGUAAUGGAGCUUAAAAGCAUAUGCC